GAGUGAGGAAAAUCCCCACUGGGGUCAUUUGGAAAGUUUCUCCUGCUCCAGAGCUUUACUGAAAAAGGAGCCAUUCACAAGUGUGAGACGGGCAAGCGGAAUCAACAUCGAGGAGGUGCCAGGUAGAAAGGCAGAGCACGUGCCAGCUUAGGAUGUCUACAAAACACGGAGAAGCCUCCCAAACAGGGGCGGCCAAAGUGGAGGUGGGCUCAGAGGUCAUGGCUGUGAGAAGUAACAGGGUGGUGCUGGAUAAUACCAUCUGCCCAGCUGAAAUCAUCAUCUGCAAUGGCAAGAUAGCUGACAUUCUGCCCAAGAGGAGCUGGGCUUGUGCCAGCGGAGAGAAGGUGCUGGACGUCGGUGAUCUGGUGGUGAUGCCCGGGAUCAUAGACCCUCACGUCCACACAUGUGAGCCAGGGCACACAACCUGGGAGGGUUACUCUUCUACAACCAAGGCUGCUGCUGCAGGAGGCGUCACAACCCUGGUGGCGAUGCCGCUGAGCUGUCUCCCCCCAACCACAACUCUGGCAAACUUUGAUGACAAGAUGCAGUCUGCCGAAGGGCAGUGCUAUGUGGAUGUAGCCUUCUGGGGUGGAGUCAUCCCUGGAAACCAGGAUGAGCUCCUGCCCAUGCUGCAGGCUGGAGUCCCAGGCUUUAAGUGCUCCCUGAUUGCAAGUGGAGUGGAGGAAUUCCCCCACGUCAGCCUCCAAGAUCUGCACAUGGCAAUGAAUGAGCUGCAAGGCACAGACUGUGUCCUCUUGUUCCACGCAGAGCAAGAGCUGGGCCAGUGGAAGCCGGCACUAGAGGACCCCACAGAGUACAGGGCACUCCUGGACUCCCGCCCCGAUGCAAUGGAAGUGGAGGCCGUCCAGACCAUCGCUAAUCUCUGCCUCCAGUACAAGGUGCCCUGUCACAUCCUCCAUCUCUCCUCUGCUCAAGCCCUGCCCAUCAUCAGAGAAGCUCGCCAGAAAGGGGCACCACUCACUGUAGAGACUGCCCACCACUACCUCACCCUGACAUCUGAACGCAUUCCACCUGGGGGCACCUACUACAAGUGCUGUCCUCCUAUCAGGGCCAAAACCAAUCAGGAGCAGCUGUGGAGUGCUCUGCAAGAGGGGCUGAUCGAUAUGGUGGUGUCAGCCCAUAACCCCGGCUCACCAGACCUCAAAAUCUUGGAUGAUGGAGACUUUUUCAAGGCCCGGGGAGGCAUUGCCUCACUGCAGUUUGGGCUUCCUCUGUUCUGGACCUCAGCAAAAUCCAAGGGAUUCUCCCUUCAUGACAUGGUGCAACUGAUGUGCAAAAAUCCUGCCAGCCUGAGCCGACUGGAUGACCACAAGGGGACGCUGUGCACAGGGAUGGAUGCUGACUUGGUGAUCUGGGAUCCAGACAAGGAGUUUGAGGUGAAGAAAAACAUGAUUCAACAUAAAAACCAGCUGACCCCGUACCUUGGCUUCCAGCUUCGUGGAGAGGUUCUUGCCACUCUCGUGCAUGGCAGGUUGGUUUAUCUGAAAGGAAAGUUCUCACCCAAGCCGGAAGGAGUCCUGCUUGUAACUCAGAGAAAGAUGUCCACAAGAGUUUCCUCCUCGCCCUACUACUGACUAAGAAUGGAGGAGAGAACGUGACCAUGAGACAAACCAAAUUAUUGAGAGCCCCAUGUGGACCAGGAAAGAGAAGAGAAGAAUGUGGGGUGGGGGGAGGGAAACAGUCAUGGAAGCAGAGGGCAUGGCCCAUUCCCUAGUUCACUUCCAUAAACCCAUGGUUGCAGGAAAAAGGGUUUGUGGGUGGCUGUAGAGACACUGCCUGAUCUUUCACUCAGCUGCUGGAGGAGGUCUCCAAGAGGAGGAGAGAAGUGAGACCAAAGGCGGUGAAUGGAGAGCAAAAAAUUCCUCUCCUCAUUGCCUACCGCUGAGCCCCACACAUCCAAUUUACAACCCUAAUGGGCAAUCAUUUUGAGGGGAGUUUCAGAGGAGCCUAAGGGGCUUAGGCACCCAGCUCCCCUUCCCUUUCAAUUGGCUUUGGGUGCCUAAUUCCCACAGGCUCCUGUGCAAAUCCCAGCCUUGAUGUUGCAAUGACCUAUGAUAGCAAUGGACUGGACUAUGCUGUGUAUGUUAGAGUGACAAUCUUUCCCCUUUUGUGCAAUGGAGAGCUUUGCAGGACCACUGGAGUCCACCCCAAAGGCAGAACUGUAAGCCAGCAAACCAGAACCUGAGGCAAUACUUCUGGCCAAGCUAUGGAACAUUGGAAUUGUAUACGAAAGCUUUUAUUAAAGCAGCAUGCCAACCUGUGGGUGUGUGAAGAGGAGUAUUCAGUAGGUGUUGGAAUGCUUAGCUUUGGGCCAGAGCCAACAGCUGUGCCAAUAGAAUGUAAUUAGCCCCUUUAGUCGUAUACGGGGGAAUCUAACUCUGCUGGGUGUUGCUAGAGGGUAAUGGCAGAAGGAGAUCCAAUGGCUGGAAGCUGAACUCAGCAAAGUUCAUAGAGGAAAUAAAGAGAAAAAUGCUUA
This is a messenger RNA of Chrysemys picta bellii (western painted turtle), 2497 nucleotides long. Its product is annotated as allantoinase, mitochondrial-like. Gene Ontology annotation, cellular component: cytoplasm. NCBI's taxonomy places the organism in Eukaryota, Metazoa, Chordata, Testudines, Emydidae. Gene Ontology annotation, biological process: purine nucleobase catabolic process; allantoin catabolic process. The record is from RefSeq and is a predicted model, not a curated record. Gene Ontology annotation, molecular function: cobalt ion binding; allantoinase activity; zinc ion binding.